Molecule: messenger RNA, 534 nt
Organism: Aspergillus tanneri
Lineage: Eukaryota; Fungi; Ascomycota; Eurotiomycetes; Eurotiales; Aspergillaceae
Exons: 3
Coding region: 1-534 (177 amino acids)
Source: RefSeq, a predicted model, not a curated record
AUGUCCAGCUCCCUGGGCCUUUUGAGACCUGUGCGACCCACUGUCCAGACAGACGCUAUGACCAUGACGAUCCACAUGGCAGUCUCGAGUUUGCGGGACAGAUUGGUCGUAUUCCAAUCCACGGUCAACCUUGUCGGGAUGCUGGAGCAGCUGGCCAACGAGGGCCUCGAAUUGCGAAAUGACGACACUAACCUAGUUCGAUCUCGCACUCUGGUAGGCGAAUAUCUUGAUCUACCGGAUGCCCUUCCCCGACCUAGUCCUGCCUCUGGUGGAUUUGGCUCCCUCACUAGCCCGGCGCCAAUGUCACUGCGUCUCCGCGGCGUUGGAUUUUCCAAACCCUCUUUCCAGGCUCCGGAAAUGCAUGGUACUUUUGGUCUUUCUGACAGGUCUCUUCUGUCCCAAAUCUGGCACAUCGAAUCCGUCUUUCUCGGUUUAUCUGCCCCCACAGGACAUCCGUUUAUCUUCCUUGAGGCCGAUUCGGUUUUGCCGAGCAGCUUCGAGCCUGAGCAACUGCAUUUUCCACCGUGGUCCUGA